Messenger RNA from Sodiomyces alkalinus F11, 1764 nucleotides. RefSeq lists its product as hypothetical. Lineage: Eukaryota; Fungi; Ascomycota; Sordariomycetes; Glomerellales; Plectosphaerellaceae. Gene Ontology annotation, biological process: transcription elongation by RNA polymerase II; positive regulation of transcription elongation by RNA polymerase II. Gene Ontology annotation, molecular function: RNA polymerase II C-terminal domain phosphoserine binding. Gene Ontology annotation, cellular component: nucleus; Cdc73/Paf1 complex. The coding region runs from base 173 to 1483 and encodes 436 amino acids. The transcript is spliced from 2 exons. The record is from RefSeq and is a predicted model, not a curated record.
UUGGCAAGCUUGCAACAAGGCUGGCGCGAAACUUCAACCAUCUUAUCUUCCCAAUCUUCCUUCCUAGACGCCUUACUCCCAUCCUCUUCCAUAUUACUUCGACAAACUCGACUCGCCUGCCAAUCGGUUUUCACAAGCCCCAAGAACGCCCAUCGACUGCACGUCAGUUGCCAUGUCGGAUUCGGAAGAAUUGAACGAGAUCCCCGAAGACGCGGGCUCCGACCUCUUCGGUGAAACGGACGACGAGGAUAUCCUCCCGCGAAGCGAGCGUGGUGCCGGCUCUGACGAGGACGAAGCACGAGAAGGCAGGGGCGAAGCUGGUGACGAUGACGACGAGAAACGUGUCGGGUCCGAUGACGAUGAAGACCGUCAGUCCGUUGACGUUCAGAACAAAGUGGUCGAGUCGGUGGAAGUGCAGCGGCAUAGGGUACCCAAGACCGGAGACGGCACCCUACGAUCGUUCCGUGUACCCAAAUUCAUUCGCAUCCUGCCCGAGCUGUACGACCGCGGCACGUUUGAACCCACGGAAGCGGACAUUGCCAACGCCAAAGCAGAGAACCCCAAGGCGGACAUCCGCGUCCGCAAGGACCCCGCGACGGGCCAACUGCAGAGCAACGCCCUGCUCCACCGGUGGAGCGACGGGUCGCUGACGCUGUCGAUCGGCGACGAGCACUUCGAGGUGAGCAGCAAGAUGCUGGCGCCGCCGCUGGACAAGGCGUACCAGGAGCUCCAGGACGGGCACUACUACGCGGCGGCGCCGAACCUGAGCAGCAACCACUAUAUGAUGGUGGGGCACGUCUCGGAGCAGUACGCGGUGCGGCCCGGCAAGGAGGUGGAGGACGACGCGCUGGCCAAGCUGGCGGAGCGCAUGGCGGCGGCGUCGCGCGGCGUGCACGAGGCCGACAUGAUCAUCAAGACGGUCAAGGACCCGGAGCUGCAGAAGAGGCAGGCCGAGCAGGCGGAGAAGGAGCGCAUGAAGGCGCAGCGGAGGCGCGAGACGACCCAGGCGAGGCAGGAGGGCGGCGCGGGUGCCGGCGCGCGGUACGGACGCAGCGGCGGGGCCGGCGCGCUCUCGAUCGGCGACCUGGAAGGCCGGAAGGCGGGCGGCGGGUCGCGGAAGAGGGGCGCGUCGGGCGUGGGCGCGGGGGGUAGGGCGAAGCGGAGACGGCCCGAGUAUGACUCGGAUGACGAUCUUCCGUCGGGGGCCCGGCGCGCGGGAGACGAUUACGACCUGGGAGACGACUUUAUCGCGCCCAGCGAUGAAGAUCUCAGCGACGAAGGGGGUGGUGAUGACGACGACGACGAGGAGGAGGAGGAGGUGCUGGAUGAUGAGGACGAGGAUGAGGCACCGCGAAAGAAGAGGCGGCGGUCGGUGGAGUCUGAGGAUGAGGACGCCGAGGGGGACCUUGACGAUGAGGUUGCGGCGGAAUCUACUAGUCGUGCGAGGAGGCGACCAGUCAUUCAUGACGAGGAUGACGAGUAGAGGGGUGAAGUCAUGGCGUCAGGCUUCAGGACGCUUUGUUCUUUGCCAUUUUCCCCUCUAGAGUAUUGGAAUUUCAAUGCCGGGCGCGAAGCAUACGUCGUAAGAAAGAGCACGGAACUAAUUUGUAUACUACCAGGCUUAGAGGUACGCAUACAGGGGGCCAAUGGGAUUAGCAACAACUACAAUCUGGAAAUCGGAUUCAGCGGCCUGCCCGUGUCUGUCCGUCUUUGUAUUGGGCAUUUCAGUUUUUUCUUUCUUUUUUGAGCUUGAUAAUGUAAGGC